AGGCUUGUUCGAUGAUUUGGUGGAGCAAGUUUAUUUGAAGAAAUUUGAUGCAGCACUUGGUGCAAUAGCAAUAACAGCGAAGCGAUACCACCAUGUAGACUUCUCGCAACCGUACACCGACGCAGCAUUGGUGAUGAUAGUCCCUGUCCAAUCGCAGUUGAGCAACAAAGCUUGGCUGUUCUUGAAGCCUUUCACCAAAUCAAUGUGGGUCCUCACAGCAUCGAUCAACGUCUACAAUGGCUUUGUCAUAUGGAUGAUCGAGCGUGAUCGUUGCUCCGAUCUCAGAGGCUCCGCACUGAAUCAAAUCGGAACCUUGCUUUGGUUAACCUUUGCCACAUUGUUCUCUUUAAACGGGGAAAAGCUACACAGCAAGUUGUCAAGGAUGGCAACGGUGGUGUGGCUAUUCGUGGCACUGGUCAUCACCCAGAGCUACACGGCUAACCUCACCAGCAUGCUCACAGUGCCGCGGCUCGAGCCCACUGUCGCAGAUAUCGAGACUCUCAAGUACAAUAAUGCGAUGGUUGGGUGCACCAAUAAGUCUUUCGUUGCAAAUUAUUUGGGUCAGGUUUUGAAUUUCAGCCACAAUUGCAUGAAGCACUACAACAGACAAGAAGAGAUCGCACAGGCCCUCAGGACCAAAGAAAUUGCAGCUGCGUUUCUUGAUGCCCCUGUUGCCAAACUGUUCCUUGCUAGAUACUGCAAGAGCUUUAUUAGAGCUGGGCCCACCUACAAAAUUGGAGGAUAUGGAUUUGUGUUUCCGAAGGGGUCUCCAAUACUACCGGGCAUAAACGAAGCACUGGCAAAUGUGAUCGACACCGGCAAGCUCCGAGAGUUAGAGGACAACAUGGCUUCAACAGAGAGUUGCGUGGACGUGGAUCCAAAUUCCGACACUGUGAUGAGUCUUUGCCCAAACAGCUUCUUCGCACUAUUCAUAUUAACAGGGGGAACAUCGACUUUUGCUCUGCUGAUCUACGUUGUUGUUCGGCAGAGGAAGCUCGACGAUUCCAUGCGCGAGCACAAAACCAAUUGGAUUCUAAUGUUUGCUUUCAUCAAAUGUUGGUUGCUUCGAAGGAAACGAUUUUCGACAAGAGUUAGCGAUGCUGAAACUCCCAGAUCUUCUGCACACGCAGGGGACUAG
Messenger RNA from Camellia sinensis, 1138 nucleotides. The record is from RefSeq and is a predicted model, not a curated record. Lineage: Eukaryota; Viridiplantae; Streptophyta; Magnoliopsida; Ericales; Theaceae.